This is a messenger RNA of Cinclus cinclus, 1719 nucleotides long. RefSeq names its product sperm microtubule inner protein 4 (gene SPMIP4). The record is from RefSeq and is a predicted model, not a curated record. Lineage: Eukaryota; Metazoa; Chordata; Aves; Passeriformes; Cinclidae. Gene Ontology annotation, cellular component: centrosome.
AUGAUGUUACUGCAUAACCUACCCAAACACUACCAAGAAAAUGAGGGACCUGCAGUCCUAUCAAGAACCUUCAAUUUGAAUGUAGUACUAACUCAAUUUCAAAUUCCUUAUUCCCGAGUGAGCCUCAAGUCCUCCAGUAUUCUCUCAUAUGAGAUUUUAUCUCUACUGUUAGCAGAAUCAGAGUUCAGGAAAUUCCUUCAUUGCUGCAAGCUUCCCUGAGGAGCAGAAAGGAAGCAUGGAGGAAUUGCUUUAUGUGUACUGCCAGAACAACUGAGAAAGGGGGAAAGAUCUCCAUGUACAUUUGUUAAUGGAUGUAUACCUUAUGGUAGUGGAGAAGACCCUCAGCUAACACAGCCUAGACACACACUUCUCACAUUUCACAGAGGCCUUCCUACUGAACAAUACUAUGAUGUCACUCAGGUGGCCAAAAAAAAAGAGAUGUCAGUGAAAUGUGAAAAUAAGGCAAUUUUCUUUCUUUCUUUCUUUCUUUCUUUCUUGCUUGCUUGCUUGCUUGCUUUCUUGCUUGCUUUCCUUUCUUUCUUUCUUGCUUUCCUUUCUUUCUUUCUUGCUUUCUUUCUCUCUUCUUUCUGUUCUUCUUCCUGGCAACUUAAACCAACCCAAAACCUUUGUGGCUACCAUUUUCCCCCAUCUCACCUCUACCCUACACACAUUCCUAGACACACCAUGUUCCCAAACUUCAGAUCACCUGAGGGUUGGGACACUGGGAUCAAUUCAAGCAGCCAUCUACCUUUCCAUCCCAGUUUCUCUAGCAAGACUUUUGACACGGUUGUUCUGAGGAAGACCAGAGAAUCUGACUACACCAGUGGUCGAGAAUACUAUAUAAACCAUCAUGAGGUGUUUGUUUAUAACCCCAGCAGCAUGAGACUUCCCAAGUUUGUAGAAGAAAAUGGUCAAAUAUGUUAUCCAAAUCCACCAAAGAUAGUGGCCCCCAGCCCCAUUUAAGAGCUCAAAUAUAACUUUUCUCCAAGAAUAACAAAUAUGCUACAAAACAUUGAAAGGGCCCUGAAGAUCACAACAUACACUCAGGUCUUCACAGGAAGAGUUCAAAUACAUCGUCUUAUCCUGGGUAAUUACAUAAAAGCAGUUUGCAGAUUGACUGGAAAACUAGGUGGAGACACAGAACUAAUAAAUACUGCAUUUACUAAGAAUCUCAUGCUUCCGCCACAGAGAAACAUUUCUGCGGGUCUGUCACAAGCGAGACCUCCCAAAGAGUGCACUGCACGCUUACUUCAAGGUGAACAUCCCCAUGAAUCAAUUCUGCAAGAAUAGUACUCAUUCAGAUUUGAAUCCCUUCCAAAAUCUGCAUGUUCACUUUCCUAUGAAGCCUUCAAGCCCAGAUAUUUGGAUUAACAUACAGUAUGGGAAAACCCAGUUAGCCUAAGUAAGCCUAGCUUGCCACUGGAUGCAAAGCAGGACGAAAGUGGAAUUUUGUUGCACAAACUUUGGCAUCAAGAAACAUGUCUGCCUGCAUGGAAACCAGAGGAUGGGCCAAAGGAGAUAACACUGCCUGAAUGGAUCCCUAGCUGUGAAGUUCCUCAGCACCAGACAGCACUGGUGGAGCUGCAACAUUCCUUCUCUAAGACAGCAGCACAAAAACACUUACAUGAUUCUCUAAAAGGAGAGAGAAAAACCUCAGAUACCACUACUGAGAGAAAGCAACACAGGAAUUAUGGUUUCAAUGCUUUCUUAUUUCUUUAA